CAAAGUUUUAUAUAAACCUCUUUCCCAUAUUCAUUUCUCACACUCAACACACAAAAUCUCUUUUUUUUCAUCUCUCAGCUCUCAAUAUUUAUAAUAUGAAGUUCCUUUCUGCUGCAAUUUUCUUGCUCCUCCUGCUUCUUGGCACAGGGAUGGGGCCGAUGGUAACAGAGGCAAGAACAUGCGAAUCUCCAAGCCAUCGCUUCAAGGGGCUGUGCUUCAGUAAGAACAACUGUGGCCAUGUUUGCAAAACGGAGGGCUUCCACGGCGGCCAUUGCCGGGGAUUCCGUCGCCGCUGCUUCUGCACAAAGCAUUGUGUUUGAGUUGAAUGUCAAUGAUCUAAAAUCAGUUGUCUAUCAGUAAAAGUAGACACUCCAUAUGGGAGCUGGGAGCUCUUUGGGCGUGCGUUUAAACCAAUAAAAUUUGCCCUAUUUUGUCUGUCAUUGUUUCCUUUUCUUUUUUAAAGUUUUGCAGCUUUUGUUUGUUGUGCAAGCUUUACUUCCUAUUUGCUUUGGUUUUGGUUUGAAUUAAUGUAAUGUUUAGUUCAUAUUAUAUAUCUGUGUAUUUAUUUGA
This is a messenger RNA of Cucumis melo (muskmelon), 570 nucleotides long. Its product is annotated as defensin J1-2-like. Gene Ontology annotation, biological process: defense response. The record is from RefSeq and is a predicted model, not a curated record. The transcript has 2 exons. Bases 96 to 320 code for a protein of 74 amino acids. NCBI's taxonomy places the organism in Eukaryota, Viridiplantae, Streptophyta, Magnoliopsida, Cucurbitales, Cucurbitaceae.